AUGGUCCAAAACAUCCUCAUUACCGGCGCGGCUGGCUACAUCGGAGGCUCGGUCCUUUCUGACCUCCUUGCAACUUCAAGCAGUGCACUCAAAGGAGUGAGGUUGUAUGCGGCAGUUCGGACUCAAGAACAGGUUCAAGCCUUGUCAAAGCUUGGAGUCAACGUCAUCCAGAUGGACAUCAGCGACGCAGAGACUGCGACAGAAGCGGUACUGAAGAAUGAAAUCGACAUGGUAGUUCAUACCGCAAGCUCUAUACUCGCCGAUAUACCAAUUCUCCUUAUCCAGGCUCUUGGCCAGCGUCGCCAAGUCAGUGGAAAACAGACAUAUUUUAUUCAUUCAUCGGUGAUCACCAUAUAUUCCGAGGAGGCAGGUUGGCCUGCGGGCGAGGUGAAAGAUACCGAUCCAUUGUUCCAGAAAGAAAAGGAGCUAGCCAGCCAACAUCCGGUCGUAAAAACCAACAUCGCUGUUGUGGAGGAGGCAUUAAAGCACGAUGUAAAGUGUGUCAAUAUUGCUGUGCCAACUGUGUAUGGCACAGGUACUGGUCAAUGGCGAAAAUUGUCCGUCAGCAUUCCGGCCUACAUCAGGGUUAGCAUCGAGCACAAGAUCGUCUAUAAGUUUGAUAAAGACGGAAGUCCACCAGCAGUGCACAUCUCCGACUUGGCCGAACUAUAUGUCAUUCUUGUUGAGAAGAUCUUGCAAGAGGAGGAUAUUCCAAUGACCGAAACCGGCUAUUACUUUGCAAUGGCUCAUAGAGCACCUUGGUGGCAAAUCAUGGAUGGCAUUGCCAACGCCUUAUAUGCGCGUGGACUUGUGCCUGAGCCCAAGGUACAUAUCUGGCCGAGCGACGAGAUGGCAGCAGAGUAUCUAGGAUUUCCGGCUGCUUAUAUUAGAGCAAUGGGGACUGCAUCGGGCAAUGCCACUCCUGUAAAUGCAUAUCGACUUGGAUGGCAACCAAAGUGGACCCAAGAGAAGUUUCUAGAGAGCAUAGAUGAUGAAGUACAGGCCGUUCUCGAUUUUGACAUAGGCAACACCAAUAUUUUCAAAGUGUUGCACCCGUCAGAGAAUUGA
Talaromyces proteolyticus is the source of this 1068-nucleotide messenger RNA. RefSeq lists its product as uncharacterized. The transcript is spliced from 8 exons. NCBI's taxonomy places the organism in Eukaryota, Fungi, Ascomycota, Eurotiomycetes, Eurotiales, Trichocomaceae. The coding region runs from base 1 to 1068 and encodes 355 amino acids. The record is from RefSeq and is a predicted model, not a curated record.